ACUAGUCAUUGUAGAACAUGCCGGAUUCCAAGUACUUCUCUACCACAAACCGUGGUGAACUCUUUGAACUUAAGCAGCAGUUAAACUCUCAUAGUAAUCGUUCAAAAAGAGACGCACUAAAGCAAGUUAUAGCCUCCAUGACAGUUGGCAAAGAUGUUUCGUCUCUCUUUACAGACGUCCUCAAUUGUAUGCAGACCGUGGAUUUGGAGUUGAAGAAGCUUGUUUAUUUGUACCUCAUAAACUAUGCAAAGACUCAGCCAGACUUGGCAAUUUUGGCGGUUAACACUUUUGUGAAAGACGCUAGUGAUCCCAAUCCGUUGAUACGGACUUUGGCCCUCCGAACGAUGGGCUGUAUUCAAUUAACUAGAAUUUCUGAGUAUUUAUGCGAACCGCUUAGGCGUGCUUUAAAGGACGCAGACCCCUAUGUUCGCAAGACUGCAGCCAUUUGUGUGGCAAAGUUAUACGAAGUUGAUCCUGCUCUGGUUUCAGAAUACGGAUUUAUUGGUGUUCUGAAAGAACUUAUACUAGAUAGCAGUCCAAUGGUAGUUGCGAAUGCCAUUGCGGCCUUGGGUGAGAUAGACGAUUCACUUCCUGGUACACUGGAGCUUAGGCCUAAUCUUGUUUCUGGACUUUUACAGUGUCUCAAUGACUGUAGCGAGUGGGGUCAGAUAUUUAUUAUUGAUGCGGUGUCUAGUUAUGUACCUUCGGGAACAGAGGAAGCUGAGAGUAUUAUCGAAAGAUUACUUCCUCGUUUACAACACGCCAAUGCAGCAGUUGUUCUUUCAAGCAUGAAAGUUAUCGUGAAGAAUUUAAAAUACAUAAAAUCUGUUGAAUUUGCUCGGAUGGUUCAAAAGAAGUUGGGUGCACCACUAGUUACUUUGGUUAGUGCAGAACCUGAAGUACAAUAUGUAGCUCUGAGAAAUAUCAAUCUUCUUGUCAGGAAGUACCCGGAAAUAUUACAGAACGAAUUCAAGGCUUUUUUUUGUAAAUACAAUGAUCCUCCUUAUAUCAAAGAAGAAAAGCUAGAAAUCCUCGUAAGACUUGCAAAUGAUGACAAUGCAACGAAAAUUAUUUCUGAAUGUAAAGAAUAUGCCGCAGAAGUCGAUGUCGGAUUUGUUCGAGCUUCUAUACGUGCAAUUGGUCGAAUUGCUUUGAAGAUAGAAGCAGCUGCCAACAAAUGUGUGGAGUGCUUACUUGAUCUUGUGCGCACCAGAGUAGUUUAUGUGGUUCAAGAAUCCAUUGUAGUAAUGAAGGAUAUUAUGAGAAGGUAUCCCAAUGAGUUUGAAGGUGCCAUUCCUGUAUUAUGUGAAAAUUUGGAGGCAUUGGAUGAGCCGAAUGCUCGCGCCUCGUUGAUUUGGAUUAUUGGUGAAUAUGCCGACCGAAUUGAGAAUAUUGUUGAACUUGUUGAAAGUUUUCUGGAAAAUUUCCAAGACGAAUCGGUGCAAGUUCAGCAACAGCUUCUUACAUGUGCGACAAAAGUUUAUUUAAAAUGCAAUGGUUCUUGUAAAGUGUCGUUGGAGAAGAUUUUAAAUGAUAGCAUGAAAAACUCGGACAAUGCAGACCUUCGUGACAGAGCAUUCUUCUAUUCAAGACUUCUUCAAACGGAUAAAGAACUUGCAAAGUCGGUUGUUCUCUCACGCAAACCUCGCAUAGUGAAUAGUCAACAAGAUCUUGAUGAUUCUCUACUGAACACGUUAUUGGAUGAAAUGGGAAGUCUUGCAAGUGUUUUUCAUCGGUCGCCUCAUGUUUUUCUAGCGAAUUCGAAACCUCUUCCACAAGUCUCCGUAGUGGAUGAAGAAUGGAAAGAGCAGAAUUCUGAAGUCCUAUCUGAUGAUAUUUUGGAGCUUUCUUUGUCAGAUAAACAACAAGUCGCAGACAUUAACCACGGUAUUGGAAAGAGUUCUGUGGAUGAGUUGUUUGACUUGAGAGGAGCAGAGCCAACAUCCUCUCAGAAAUCAAGUGAGCAGAACAACGAUUUAUUGUCUUUGAUUGAUGAUCUUUUUUCCAAUUCUGCAACACAGAAGAAUACUGCUGUUUCUUCAGAACAUUAUGAGAGCCCUGAAAAACGAGUAAGACUAUUGUUGCCAGCUUCAAAAGCUAGAGGUUUAGAAAUUUCUGGUGUUUUUACCAUCGAAGGCGACAAAGUUCAAUAUAUUUUAAAGCUGCAGAAUGAAUCAAAUGAAACAAUGCGAGAGAACGCCAUUCAAUUCAACAAGAAUCUAUUAGGAAUGAUUCCUUCACGUUCAAAGUUAGAUGUUGACCAGUUGAAACCUAAGGAGAGCGUGAUAUGCAAGAUCGACCUGAGGUAUGUACCGUCUGAAAAGGAUUCCAAAAAGGGCUUGAUCUUUCAGAUGGCUCUGAAAAAUGAUAUUUGUGGCGUGGUUUACUUUGGAGACAAAUUGGAUGAGUCCAAUUUGAUCGUAUUUCUUCAGGCAGAACAUAUUGGAAAAUUAUCGAAACAAGCAUUUCUUGACGAAUGGAACAAUAUUGGAAGUAGUCAUGAAGUUGUCAAACGAAUUUCAGUUCCAACAGGUGUUUCUCUUCCUGGUUAUUUUGUCGAAAAGUUGUAUCCAUUGAAAGUUUUCCAAGUUGCAAGUUCGCCAUCAAGACUUUGCUAUUUUUCCGCACGCGUUAUGGAAGAAAUAUUCAUCUUAGUGGAACUUCAUUGGACAGAUAAAAGCAAUGAUGUGGAGCUUUCGUUGCGUUGUAACAGCGUAGUUGAGCUUUUGCGAAUAUUUGAGCAUCUAAUAGAAAGAGCUUUGAGCAAAUAAAAUUGACGGCUUGUUAACUCUUUGAGUUGGUUUGAUUAGUUGAACCAUAACUCACGUGAACUAUGAUUUCCGAACGAUGUAGCUCAGGAAAAGUAUAAGAGUCCAAAGUUGAAAACUAGUUGGUAACUGCUUUCCACAAAUUGUACAAAUUAGAUUCUUUCUGAGUCUGUCAUCUUUCCAAUCUUUCAAAGCUACAGCUGUUAGCGAAACUUUUUGAGUCACAACUUAUGAACUUCUCGUUGUAGAUGCUGCGUAAAUUUUGAAAAGCCAUUCGUCCUAGUGUUCUACGUUAUUUUUUGAGGCCUUUGAAGUUCUUUUGUCCUUUCUUCCUAAUUGGCAAUAAUUGUUUAUCAUGUAAGGUGAUGUUUACAUUUGAGGUAAGACUAAAGGAGCUUGAAAUUGUCUGCAGUUUUUAUAAAAAGCUUUUUUCUGAGAAACUUUGCUCUUGCUGUUUUCGGUAUUGCCGAGAACUCUUGGUUUGAGUAUUAUUCUCUCUGUAAAAAGUCUCAGUACGCUGAAACGAUUGUUUCAAAUUCUUCACAAAAGUCAGAAGUCCUGAUCUUUGAGAACGAUUGCUUUUGGCAUACGAGCAGGAGAUUCAUAGUACAAACAGCCCAUAAAGUUUCAACCCAUAAACUUUUGCUCCAUUGG
This is a messenger RNA of Galdieria sulphuraria, 3422 nucleotides long. Its product is annotated as AP-1 complex subunit beta-1. Lineage: Eukaryota; Rhodophyta; Bangiophyceae; Galdieriales; Galdieriaceae. The record is from RefSeq and is a predicted model, not a curated record. Gene Ontology annotation, cellular component: clathrin adaptor complex; membrane coat. The coding region runs from base 18 to 2771 and encodes 917 amino acids. Gene Ontology annotation, molecular function: clathrin binding. Gene Ontology annotation, biological process: vesicle-mediated transport; intracellular protein transport. The transcript is spliced from 2 exons.